AUGUCCCUAGUUUAUCCGAGACAACACAAUUAACAGAACUGACUAACAAUGAUGUGACUGUGGAAAACUCUACACCAUCUGAUAAUUACCCGAGUUCAAUAGAAUUAUCUACCCAGGAUUUUGAUUUUACAAGUUCAUCAACUUCCAGUGACUCAGUUUCUCCUGAAAGCACAUUAGUGGAACAAAUAUGCAUCAAAACUGUAUGUGACACUGUUCCUUCAGAACAGUCAACUACAACCCGUACUGAUCAGCGGAUUUCACUUCCAGUGUCUACAACACAAACAAUGGUAUCAACCACCCCCACCACUACUACUUCUAAUACAGAACUUAUUGAGGAAUUCAUGAAAAAAGCGAAGAGAAUGCCCUCAGGCACAUCCGAAGAAGAAAACGGAGUUCAAGAAGCAGGGGAAGGUACUGACAUUGAGCAUCAAGAUUCACUGCCGUACGAUAUAUCCAAGGUACAAAAAUACUCAGAGCUGUUAGUUAAAAAAGAUGACACCAAAAAGAAAAUUCUUAAAGAGGAGGAUGUUACUAAAGGAAAUUAUAAGAAAAAAUCACCCAAAGAAAAACAAUCAAUGAGUAAAGAGCGAGAAGAUUCAAUUAACUCCGGAUGGUCAGACAUUCCUGAAAUCCGAAUAAUUCAGACAGAGAGUGCAGAGCGAUUGGAUGAUGUGGGAGGCCAAACAAGAACAAAAAAAGAAUUGUGAUACAGAUAUAGAUAGUGAAGAAAAGUUUAAAGUUACAAAAAAGGAAAUUAAAAAAAGGAAAAUCACGACAGAAAAUCAAUCAAAUUUCCGAAAACUAAGAAGAGUAA
This is a messenger RNA of Homalodisca vitripennis (glassy-winged sharpshooter), 814 nucleotides long. RefSeq lists its product as uncharacterized. The transcript has 2 exons. NCBI's taxonomy places the organism in Eukaryota, Metazoa, Arthropoda, Insecta, Hemiptera, Cicadellidae. The record is from RefSeq and is a predicted model, not a curated record. The coding region runs from base 285 to 707 and encodes 140 amino acids.